This is a messenger RNA of Copidosoma floridanum, 1761 nucleotides long. RefSeq names its product alpha-glucosidase-like. NCBI's taxonomy places the organism in Eukaryota, Metazoa, Arthropoda, Insecta, Hymenoptera, Encyrtidae. Gene Ontology annotation, biological process: carbohydrate metabolic process. The record is from RefSeq and is a predicted model, not a curated record.
UUUUCAAAUUACAAUUUGAUUAAUAGCACGUCAUAUUAAAGAUAUAAACAUGAAGAUUCUCAUAGCUGGACAAAUCAUAUUAUUACUGUUCUGCAAAAUUCAUGGUGAACCGUUAGAAUGGUGGAAAACCAUGUCUCUCUAUCAAAUCUAUCCAAGAAGCUUCAAAGACAGUGAUGGCGAUGGAGUUGGAGAUCUUAAAGGUAUUUUAAGCAAAUUUCAACAUGUGAUUGAUUCCAAAUUCGAUGCCAUUUGGUUAUCUUCUAUCUACUCGAGUCCAAUGAAGGACUUUGGUUACGAUGUGACCAACUACCGGGGAAUAGAUCCCAUUUACGGGACGAUGAAGGACUUUGAAAAUCUACUCAAUAAAGCUCACAGUUCAUCGAUCAAAGUUAUCAUGGAUUUCGUGCCUAAUCAUAGUUCCAACAAACACGAGUGGUUCCAAAAAAGUGUUAAAAAAGUAGAACCCUACACAGACUACUACGUUUGGCAUCCUGGCAAAAUGGUGAAUAGAACUCGUCAGCCACCAAAUAACUGGGUCAAUGCCUACUACGGAUCAGCAUGGACUUGGAACGAGGAGAGACAGGCAUAUUAUUUGCAUCAGUUUUUACCAGAACAACCUGAUUUAAACUACCGCAACGAAAAAGUUGUCGAAGAAAUGAAGAAUGUCUUGAGAUUUUGGUUGGACAAAGGAGUAGAUGGCUUUCGCGUGGACGCAGUGCCACACCUCGUAGAAGCCAAGGAAUUGUUGGACGAACCUCUAACCGGUACAACCAAUGAUUCCAAUAGCUAUGAAUACACCGUUCAUAUUUACACAACCAAUCAAUUGGAAACAUAUGAGAUGGUGCGACAGUGGCGAAACGUGAUCGACGAAUACAAGAACAAAAGCCCACGUGUCCUCAUGUUAGAAAUAUACGGUGAUCCUAAAGAGACUAUGGAUUAUUAUUGUUACGGAGCAAGCUUUCCUUUUAAUUUUCGUUUCAUUUUUACAAACCAAAACACCACUGCUGAACAGUACAGAUAUUUGAUUGACGAAUGGAUGGAUCACAUGCCUAUUGGAUCCACAGCCAACUGGGUGGCUGGAAAUCAUGACAACACUAGAAUUGUUUCGAGCCAUGGUUGCGAUUUUGCUCCAGUCGUAACAACGAUGGUUCAGCUACUUCCAGGAGUAGCUGUCACUUACAACGGCGAGGAGAUCGGUAUGGAAGAUACGAUUCUGUCGUGGCAGGAGACCAAAGACUCCCAAGCCUGUAGGGUCGGGGAAAAGCUUUUCAGCAGUGUGACUCGUGAUCCUGCCAGAACCCCCUUCCAAUGGGAUUCCUCGGUAUCAGCUGGAUUUUCAACAAAUCCAAAACCUUGGCUGCGAGUUCAUGAAAACUACAAGAAAAUUAACCUAGCAGCACAAAAAGCCGUUGAUAAAUCAUAUUAUAAGUCCUUCGUAAAAGUCACCAAUCUUAGAAAAUUACCAGUUAUAAAAAUAGGAUCGUUUGGGUCCAUGAUGCUGAGUGAUAAUGUGUUUGCUUUUUCGAGAGAUCUUAAUGGUGAAAAAUCGAUUUACGUUGUAAUAAAUGCUGGUUAUGAAGCAGAAACCGUAGAUUUGAAAAAAUACGAUGAUACACUGGAUAAAGUAAAACUGUAUACGGCCUUGCCUGUAUUCAAAGAUGUCAAAGAUGGAGAAAUUAUGGAAUCACAGAAACUGCAUGUAAAUGCUCGAAGUGCAUAUAUUUUCACUGCUGUUGACUAAAUAUGAAGGCCAAUUAUUUU